AUGCAAAAUAACGAAGAUAUUGAUGAAUGGAUUAAUUGGAUUGAGGAAGCUAUUAUUAAGAAACAUAUUAAAAAUUAUGAAUAUGAAAAUUUUAAAAAUAUUAAAGAAAUUGGUUCCGGAGCAUUCGGAAAGGUUUUUCGUGCAAAUUGGAAAAAUUUUGAUAAUUAUUUAGUGUUAAAAUCUUUUUUUAAUCUUAACAGCAUUACUUUAAAAGAAAUUGUUAAUGAGCUUAAACUUCAAAGAGAAGUAGAUUUUCAUAGUAAUAUUAUUCGCUUUUAUGGAAUUGCAAGAAUUGAGUCAGAAAACAUAAUUCACCAAACAAAAAAUUAUUUGUUGGUAAUGGAAUACGCUGACGGUGGUACUCUUCGUGAUUAUUUGAACAAAAAUUUCAAUAGACUUGAUUGGAAUAAUAAAUUUAAUUUGGCAUAUCAGUUAGCUUGUUCCGUAUUAUGUCUACAUGAUGAAGGGAUCAUUCACCGUGACUUGCAUUCCUGUAAUGUGUUGGUUCAUCAAAAUUCUAUCAAGUUGGCGGACUUUGGAUUAUCAAAAAGGAUUGAUGAAGCAUCGAAUUCACAAUCAAGACUACGUGGUAUGACUCCCUAUAUUGAUCCAAAAGCAUUAAUGAAUGGUAAUGAUUCAAAAUUAAAUGAGAAGAGCGAUGUAUAUAGUAUUGGCGUUUUAUUAUGGGAAAUAUCAAGUGGGAAACCACCAUUUCAUGAAGAGAAAAAUAAUAUUGGUUUAAGCUAUGACAUUUCACGGGGCCGAAGAGAAGAAAUUAUUCCUGAUACUCCUAAUGAUUAUUCAAAUCUUUAUACUGAAUGUUGGAAUAAUGAACCAAGUAAACGACCAACUAUAUAUGAGGUUGGUAAUAGAUUAAGAGUAUUUAUUCCAAAUUCAAAUAGCACGACGAUUGAUCAACAGAAUGAUAUUUCCAACCAAACUUAUUUUACGCCAAAUGAGAAUUUAACUCCAAAUAGUGUAGGAAAUUCAGUGCAUGGAGAUCUAUCCAAAGUGAUCCAAAAUUUUACUAAUCUGAAUACAAGUGAAAUAGAAAUGUCUACAAACGAACAAAUUAAUGAAAAUAUUUCGUCUGAGAAUCAUUUUAGCAUUAUGAUUAACGAAAUAGUUGAUCUUAUUUUUAAGGGUGUUAAUAAAAACGAGAUAGAUAAGGUAAAACAGCAUGUUCUUGAUUAUUUUAAUAGUCAUAAUGUAAAUUCAAAAGUAAUUUAUAAUUGGUUAUUAAAUAAUCAAAAUACUUCAGAUUCUAUUUUUUUACUUGGAUAUUUUAAUUGUUAUGGAAUUGGAUCAACCAAAGAUAAUGAGGAAGCAUUCAGUUUAUUUAUUAAUGCACUGGAGCAGGAUCAUAUAUUGGCACAAUAUUUUGCUGGAAAAUGUUAUGAAUUUGGAAAAGGAAUUAUAAAAAAUGAAAAGUUGGCAUUUGAAUAUUAUGAAAAAGUAGCUAAUAAAAAUUAUGCAGUAGGACAAUUUAAAUUAGGUUGGUUUUAUGAUAAUGGAAUAAGUGUCAAAAAAGAUUUAAAAAUGGCCGUAUAUUGGUAUGAAAAAGCUGUAAAUAAUGGACAUUUGAUAUCUAUGUGUAAUCUUGGAAAUUUAUAUAGAAAUGGAAAUGGAGUUGAGAAAGAUGAUAAAAAAGCUAUUGAAUUAUUUAAAAUAUCAGCUGAAGGAGGAUAUUUAGGUGGAAUAAUGAUGUUGGGAUAUUGUUAUGAUUUUGGAAUUGGAAUAAAUAUUGAUGAGCAAAAGGCAGUUGAAUUAUAUCAGAAGGCUGCAAAUUUAGGACAUAAUAAGGCUCAAUAUAAUCUUGCAAGUAAGUAUAAAUAUGGAAGAGGAAUUGAAAAAGAUUUAGAUAAAGCAAUUUAUUGGUAUGAACAAUCAGCUAAACAAGGACAUCAAAAAGCUCAAAAUAAAUUAAAAGAACUUAGAACAAUUAGAAAAAAUUAAUGUAAAUUAGUUAAAAAAUAAUUCCAUUUAUUUGUAAAUUUUACCAUUAUACAAGAACAUAGAUUUAAACACCAGAAUUUAUUAAAUUAUUUAUG
Molecule: messenger RNA, 2051 nt
Organism: Rhizophagus irregularis DAOM 181602=DAOM 197198
Lineage: Eukaryota; Fungi; Glomeromycota; Glomeromycetes; Glomerales; Glomeraceae
Biological process (GO): protein phosphorylation
Molecular function (GO): protein kinase activity; protein binding; ATP binding
Source: RefSeq, a predicted model, not a curated record